Molecule: messenger RNA, 1372 nt
Organism: Fulmarus glacialis (Northern fulmar)
Lineage: Eukaryota; Metazoa; Chordata; Aves; Procellariiformes; Procellariidae
Gene: ACTA2
Product: actin, alpha 2, smooth muscle, aorta
Exons: 9
Coding region: 86-1219 (377 amino acids)
Source: RefSeq, a predicted model, not a curated record
GCACCAUCCCAGAGCAGCUAUCCCCAGCCAAGCACUGUCAGGGGCCGUUUUCUGUCUGGAGGGCCUGAGGACGUUGACGUAGAAGAUGUGCGAGGAAGAGGACAGCACUGCCCUUGUUUGUGACAAUGGGUCAGGGCUCUGUAAAGCCGGCUUCGCUGGGGAUGAUGCUCCAAGAGCAGUUUUCCCUUCCAUUGUGGGUCGUCCCAGGCACCAGGGUGUUAUGGUUGGUAUGGGUCAAAAAGACAGCUACGUAGGUGACGAGGCUCAAAGCAAGAGGGGAAUCCUGACCUUGAAAUACCCCAUAGAACAUGGCAUCAUUACAAACUGGGAUGACAUGGAGAAGAUCUGGCAUCACUCUUUCUAUAAUGAGCUCCGUGUUGCACCUGAAGAACACCCGACUCUACUGACUGAAGCACCACUGAAUCCCAAAGCCAAUCGAGAAAAAAUGACCCAGAUUAUGUUCGAGACUUUUAAUGUGCCAGCCAUGUAUGUAGCUAUUCAAGCCGUCCUGUCCCUCUAUGCUUCUGGACGUACCACAGGGAUUGUGCUUGACUCUGGAGAUGGUGUCACCCACAAUGUGCCAAUUUAUGAAGGCUAUGCCUUGCCGCACGCCAUCAUGCGUCUGGACCUGGCUGGCCGUGACCUGACAGACUACCUCAUGAAAAUCUUGACGGAACGUGGCUACUCCUUUGUGACCACUGCUGAGCGUGAAAUUGUCCGUGACAUCAAAGAGAAGCUGUGUUACGUGGCCUUGGACUUUGAAAAUGAGAUGGCCACUGCUGCCUCUUCCUCCUCUCUGGAAAAAAGCUAUGAGCUUCCUGAUGGUCAGGUGAUCACUAUUGGAAACGAACGCUUCCGCUGCCCAGAGACCCUCUUCCAGCCGUCUUUCAUUGGCAUGGAGUCUGCUGGCAUUCAUGAAACCACUUACAACAGUAUCAUGAAGUGUGAUAUAGACAUCAGAAAGGAUCUUUAUGCCAACAAUGUGCUGUCUGGAGGCACUACAAUGUACCCGGGCAUUGCAGACAGGAUGCAGAAGGAAAUAACUGCUCUGGCUCCCAGCACUAUGAAGAUCAAGAUCAUUGCUCCUCCUGAACGUAAGUACUCCGUCUGGAUUGGAGGCUCUAUUCUUGCCUCCCUGUCUACUUUCCAGCAGAUGUGGAUCAGCAAACAGGAAUAUGAUGAGGCUGGCCCAUCCAUUGUUCACCGCAAAUGCUUUUAAAUUGCUUUAUCUUUAUAUGUCUCCUUAUUACUGUGAAUGUAUUCAGGAAAAUACAUUCUUAUGAUUUCAUUCCAUAAAACCUUAAUCGUAAUGACUCUAAUUAAUUGGAUACUAUGUAUUUUUUUUGGAAUAAAUUUUAAAUGUGCUAUGAAA